Messenger RNA from Brienomyrus brachyistius, 3333 nucleotides. It is a transcript of the gene nsmfa, whose product is annotated as NMDA receptor synaptonuclear signaling and neuronal migration factor a. The coding region runs from base 542 to 2224 and encodes 560 amino acids. Gene Ontology annotation, biological process: positive regulation of neuron migration; regulation of neuronal synaptic plasticity. The transcript is spliced from 15 exons. Gene Ontology annotation, cellular component: cytoplasm; nucleus. NCBI's taxonomy places the organism in Eukaryota, Metazoa, Chordata, Actinopteri, Osteoglossiformes, Mormyridae. The record is from RefSeq and is a predicted model, not a curated record.
ACUCCGCCGGGAUUGGGCGCCUUUACACACGCCUUUCAUGGCCCAAGCAAGUUUGCCGUCCGCUUUGCACUCUUCCUCCCCGCCUCCCGCACCAAAGACGGAGUAUGGCCACCCCCACGUACCAGGCAGAUCAAUGAAGGGAGGAGAGACCGGGAGGGGAGGGGAGGCUGUGCAAUUGAACUAUGCGUGCCUGUGUGUAUUUUUCUCCUACUGCCUCUGACAGCACGGUUUGAACGAGCAAGUACACACACAGCACUUCACGAUCACAAAGAUCAGCGGGCAGGAAACGGAGCGCUUCGCUACCUACUGAUCACCACCAUUCAUUUUAUCAGUGACCAUCUUAAACCUCCUGUCGGCACACUGAAGCGUCUUAAAAGAGGGUGCGAUUUGUAAAACCUGCGGUGCAAUAACGCAUCUUGGAAUCUUGGAAACUCUUUUUUUCUAUCUUCCUCCUCCCCCUCUCUCCAUUUCUCAUUUUCGUCUCCCCACUGCCGCUUUCUGGAAUGAGCUGCCUCCUCAUCAGCGCGGUUUCCAUACCAGCAUGGGAACCGCUGUGUCCAAAAGGAAGAAUCUGAGAAGCGAUGCGAUAUCCUCGGUGGCGGCCAAAGUUAGAGCAGCUCGAGCCUUUGGAGAAUACCUGUCUCAGACUCACCCUGAAACCAGCAGCGGAUCAGAUCACCUGCUGUCCGACGCCUUCACCGGCCAGGACUCUGACUCGACGGACACCAGCUGUCCCCACAACAACAACAACAUCCUCCAGCCACGCCUGGGGCCCCCGUCUACCACACCUGGCCUGAGCAAGUCCCAGCCCAGCUUGCCCCUGCCAGUGCCUCCCUCCAAACGCCGCCUCUCACUGGAGCCUUGCUUCUCGGCCAAGGAGGAGCAGCAGAAGUGUGCAGAGUGUGCCCAGCAGCCGGCCUGUGUCUACACCAUAACAGGGGAGGGGGGCAUGUUGGGGCCCCGGGGCAGCAAAGAGAGCCUGGAGUUGGAGGUGCUCAAAGGGGCCCGGCAGCAACCUCAGCUGGGGCCGGCCUCUACCUUACAGGCGUCACCGCCCUCUCAACACCACCGUCACCAUGGCAACCAGCAAGGGAGUACCACUGGCCACCACCAGGGCGGUGGUGGUGGGCACCACCACCACCAUCACCAUGGGCACCAGCCGGGCCAGCCCCUGCAGAGCUCUGUCAGUGCCCACAACAUCCGUAGCUGGGGUGAGGGGAAAGGCGGCCCCCCAGAGGACUGUACUCUGGGCUGCGAGGCCUGCAGUGGGGCCUCCUCUCAAAGCCAGCGCUCCCUGGACCUGGAGGGCUCUUCCCGGGAAGCAGCAGAGGAUGGCGUCAGCAACUGGUUCCCGAAGGAGAACAUGUUCAGCUUCCAGACGGCCACCACCACCAUGCAGGCGAUAUCAAACUUCCGGAAGCACCUCCGGAUGGUGGGCAGCAGGAGGAUGAAGGCGCAGACGUUCGCUGAUCGCAGACCGAAGAGUUUCAGCCGCUCCUGGAGUGACCCCACCCCGGUCAAGCCUGACCCUCCACACGACUCCAAAGACAGUGGAGAACUGCAGGCCCCCUGUGGGAUGCUGGAAGAAGGGGUUUGCAAUGACCUGGAUUGGGACGAAGAGCGUGAAUUGGAGCGAGUGGCCUGUGAGGGUGAUGACUUCAUUCCUCCCAAAAUAAUGCUGAUCUCCUCCAAGGUGCCCAAGGCCGAAUAUGUGCCCACAAUCAUACGCCGGGACGAUCCCUCCAUCAUCCCCAUCCUAUACGAUCAUGAACACGCCACGUUUGACGACAUCCUGGAGGAGAUCGAUAAGAAGCUCACGGCCUACCGGAGGGGCUGCAAGAUCUGGAGAAUGCUUCUCUUCUGUCAGGGAGGCCCUGGACACCUGUACCUGCUGAAGAACAAGGUGGCUACCUUCGCCAAGGUGGAGAAGGAGGAGGACAUGAGCCAGUUCUGGAAGAGACUCAGCCGGUUCAUGAGCAAGCUGAACCCCGAGCCCAACCUCAUCCACAUCAUGGGAUGCUACGUCCUGGGGAACCCCAACGGAGAGAAGCUCUUCCAGAAGCUCAAGAACCUGAUGAGGCCGUACUCCGUGGACUUCGAGUCUCCCCUGGAGCUGUCUGCUCAGGGCAAAGAGAUGAUCGAGAUGUACUUCGACUUCCGUCUCUUCCGCCUGUGGAAAACUCGGCAGCACUCCAAGCUCCUCGAUUACGACGACCUUUUGUGACCCCGCCCCAACUACCCACCCCCCCUCACCCGCCUCCGCCCCUCCCUUCCCCACCUGCCCCUGGACUCAUCGCCGCCCUCUUAGACAAAAACAACUUAAGACUAUUUCAGCCUGGUUUGUGGAUGAUCUGAUGGGUGUCUUCGAAGGGACAGGUGAGAAACUGAAGAAGAAGUGGACAGUGGUGGUGGGGGGCGGGGGGGGGAUGGGUGCUGAGUGGAUGUGGACCAGGAACAUUUUGAUCCCAUAAUUCUCCACCCCCCCCACCCCGGUAAGCAAUUUCAAGCACUCAAUGCCAGCUCCUAUACCCCCACAACACAGGAUGGUUGAGGGGGGGAGGAUGGGAGUGCAUGCUGGAGGCAGAAAGAACUGUAGAUGCGGCCGAAGGGACUGGGAUUGGGGAGGAGAUAAGAUAUUGUUUGUUCGCGUCUGCCAGGGGUUUAAAGGCCAUUUAAAAUUCAGGUGUCAAAACAAGUACAUUAAUAUGGACUUUGCUUCUUUCUUUGUAUGUUACAAACAAAGGAGAUGUCAACAGAAACACAUGUGUGUAUAUAUGUAAAAAUACAUAACAUGAGCAUAUAGCAUAUCUAUAGAAAUACUGUGUACAUGACACACAUUUAUUUUUAUCUUUACGUCAUGGUGGGUCUUAAUAUUUUUUUACAACUCAGGUUUUAGUCAUUAACCUCUCUUUCCCUGUUUGGUCUCCUACCCAGGAAAAUCUCACCCUUGCUAUUAAGUAGUAUGAAUGUCAAAAAUAAAAACUAUUUCCCAGUAUGAAGACUGGCCAGGAGCUGGGGAGGGGAGGCAUUUGUGGGGUGGGUCACCAGAAGCGUGACUGUGUCCGUGUGUUACCGCUUCUUUAUGCUACGUAAUGUGAUACCGCGCUUAGCCUAGCCUAGCUGCUGGAGCAAGUUUCCAUUACUUCAGCAUCCCACGGGACCCAUUGGCCCAUUGUGCAGAGGUGCAUUUUGGGAUGCUUUUUGCUGGCCUUUGGUUUCCACCCUCUUCUCAUUGGUUUUCAUGCAGCGUCAUCUAUUCCUGACUGGGUACUGAAUUUGUGCUCCUGUAGCCCACAUUGGACUGCAACUCCCCCCCCCACCCCCACCACGAUG